Molecule: messenger RNA, 1926 nt
Organism: Penicillium canariense
Lineage: Eukaryota; Fungi; Ascomycota; Eurotiomycetes; Eurotiales; Aspergillaceae
Exons: 2
Coding region: 1-1926 (641 amino acids)
Biological process (GO): intracellular signal transduction; mitotic cell cycle
Cellular component (GO): nucleus; cytoplasm
Molecular function (GO): histone H3T3 kinase activity
Source: RefSeq, a predicted model, not a curated record
AUGGAUUCCCGAAAGCCCACAACCAGAACGGUCGCGCAAAGAAAAGUCUAUGGCAAACGACGCACCAAUGCACCCAGAGCGGUGUUUGAGCAGAAGAGUCCAGCAAGAAUGAUCCCAGUCCCCAAGGACAUGAAUGACAGUAUAGAGGCUAUCCAGACGAAACUGGCCGAAGUGUCAAUCAAGGACGAACCGGUCUCUCUGCAGCAGGAACCCGACACCAAGCUCCAACAGGAUAAGACAGAGCAAGAAACCAACUCCACAGCUGCUUUAUCAGUCGACGAACCACCCAGCCCUGCGGCCACACAAAAUGUUCUCGACUUUGCGAGCGAACAAUCCUCCUCUUCAGCGCCGCCUGCGAAACCGAAAAAUUAUGAGACAAUGCUGGAGGUCCGGAUCUGCACAAAGCCGGCAAAGAAGACACCUUCACAAAUUCAGCAGCCAACGGAUCCUACUCCCUCUACGGAAACAGGAACAUCAAACAAGAAGACCCUCCUCACCGGGCGAAGGUCAUCCGGUUUCAUCCACGACGUUAAAGCCAACACCUACGUCCGCCCCAUCCUCAACGAAGCCCUAUCCCCCAUAGCAUCCCAAAGCAUCCAAAGAUUUAGCACUUGGGCUUCCCGCUCCGCAACAAUGUUUCACGUCACAAAACUCGCCGAAGGCUCCUACGGCGAAGUCUACAAACUCUACCUCCGCGACGAAGCCUCCCGGCCCAUAGUCUCCAAGUCCAAGCUCGCCAAGCUCCGCGCCUAUGGCGACGGCGUGUUCAAAGUCGUCCCGCUCCGUGCGCAGAGCGGACCCGGCUCCAAGAAGUUCACGACCGUCGAGGAAAUCGCCUCCGAGGCCAAGAUGCUCAAGUACCUGGACCCGAUUCCUGGCUUUGCACGGUUCCGGGAGAUUCAUGUCGUGCAGGGCCGGUUUCCGGAGUCAUUUCAGAGUGCAUGGGAUCAUUAUAAGAAAACCAAGGAUGAUUGUUUAAAUCCGAACCCGGCGAGUAAGAAGGCGUACCCGGACUCGCAGUUGUGGGCGAUUAUCGAGAUGGACGAUGCAGGGCAUGAGUUGGAGAAGUGUUCCUGGUCGUCCGUCUUCCAGAUAUAUGAUAUCUUCUGGGGUGUGGCGAUGGCUUUGGCACGGGCGGAGGAGUAUGCUAUGUUUGAGCAUCGUGAUCUUCAUUUGGGCAAUGUUUGUAUCCGUUCUGUCAAGCCAGAUGGAAAUAUGGAACCCCCAACGGACCUUGACGUUGCACGUCAAUCUUCUCCUAGCGGAUUCGGAUCCAGCUCUCUGGAGACCACUAUCAUCGACUAUUCACUCUCCCGCGCUGAACUCCGCCUUGCCGAUCUACCGGAUGAUCCAGAAGGUAUUGUCGAGAUUGCAUCAUCGGAUCUGGACAAAAGGCAGAUCUUCGAUGCAAUCGGCCAAGAUGAAGAUGAGGCUUUGCUGAGGGAUACAUACCGAUAUAUGCGCGCAACCGUCUACACUGGGAUUCCUACGGACACCGAGAAACCGCCAUGCGUCCCCGGUAUCUGGGCUGAAUAUGCUCCGCGGACGAACCUCGUCUGGCUUCUUUUCCUGCUCAAGAAUCUCCUGAAGAAUCGCAAGCCCGAAGUCCCGCAGACCAUUGCCCAGCCACAGCGCAAUGCCCUUGCGCCCUGCUCUCCGAAUAGGGCGAUGACGAGUUUGCAGCCUGCGAACGGCAAGCCACUUGCAGCGAAACAUACCAGUGUGGGAGGCGCUCUUGUCAAGGAGCGACAAACCAAGGACCUCCAAGCUCGAAUUGCGCAGCUCAAACAAACGCUCGAGGGUCGAUUAAAGUCUGUCCUUGACCUCUUGGAUCUCGAACAUGGACACGAGGAUAUGUGCUGCGCGGCCGAUCUGGUUGCUUACGCGAUGGAUUCGCAAUGGUUGGCUGAGCAAGACUUCUUCUGA